Messenger RNA from Camellia sinensis, 349 nucleotides. Lineage: Eukaryota; Viridiplantae; Streptophyta; Magnoliopsida; Ericales; Theaceae. The record is from RefSeq and is a predicted model, not a curated record.
AUAAAGAAUUCAUUGUGUGCUCUUUGGACUUGUUCUCUGGACUUGCUGAAGGUCUUGGUAGUGGGAUAAGGAGUUUGGAAAAGACAAACCUAUUGUCCCUAGAUUAUGGUAAAUCUGUCCAUGUGUUCAUAAUUUUAUCUUCAUAGACUGUCAUUAUGGAGGAGCCUGUUGUGUUGCAUGUGCUGUGGAUGUACCCUGUGCAUUAAAAUUUGUUGGCCAGACAUAGUCUUGCCAAGUGUAAGCGUUUCUAUAUCACUAUCAGUCUACUUGCAGCCUUAUGUCAUUAGCAAAUUGUGGCAAGAUACGUGACGAUAUUGAGGAGGAUGCCUUCCGAGGUCUAUGUGCCAUG